UUGUCAUCGGCGCAGACAAAAUUUAAAUAAAUUAAACAAAUCAAGACAAAGUUAAUAAAAAUGUCGAUAGUUUCUUAAAUUUAAGUGAAAAAACACUGAUAAAUUCUUAUUGUUAAAUUUUAACAUUCAUUUUCCUAGUAUCUGUAGAGACUGUGUUCUUCCUGCUUUCUCUGAAUGAUAAAACACAUACCUAUACCAGUCAAGGGAAGAAAUGCACACAAAUAAAUAUGACACACCAAAUAUAUCAAGUGAAUGCAUCAUAUUUCUUCCUCGCCCAAUUUGUGUGCAAGUUUUUUCCCUAUUCAACUGGUACUUUUAUUAUUCGAGUAAUGUAGAAGAUACAAUUGAUCAUUUCAAUAGUACAGAUCAUUUGCUUCGUCAUUUCUGGUCUAGAUCAUUUACUGACACAGAUCACGUGUUUGCAAGUCGGAACGAAUCCAGGUGCUAGUCAUUGGCGUAUAGCGUGACUCGUGUCAAGUAAUGACGUAACGGCGUUAACUAAAGCUAGCGUAUUCGAACGAAUCAAACGACUGAUAACUUAACGAACGUUAACGGGGUUCAUAGAGCAGCACAACCAUCAUGCAAAACGACGCCCCCUGGUUUCGAGAUAUUGAAAAAGGAUGGUGGGUCGAGGUUAGUGACAGCAGUUUCCGUUUGGCUGCGCCGAGUUCCGCGUCGUCCGAGUUGCUUGUCCUGUCCCGUUACACAGCAGCCACACUGUCUGCUCGGCUGACGUUUCAAUACGAACAGGUACAACGUGCCUAAGAUGGAAGGCCGUUCCGACAGUCACCGGUGCAAUUGUAUAAUUUGAUGCUGAGAUCUGAUACCACUGAACAGUCUGCAAUUACAUGCUUGACAAGCAUUUGUGACUGUGAUGCUCUUGGCUGUCUGCAGAACAAGUGGAGGAGGCGAGAAAUGGAUAAGCAGUGGCUUAGUCCAGGUCAAGAAACCGAAUGCAUAUCCGGAACAGUUCUGGAAACAGAUGAUCUCAAUAAAGGCUCACAAGACUUGUUUGAGCUACUGGAAAAGUUACAGAAUAGUAGAUUGGAUGAUCAGAGAUGUGUGCUACCAUCAUCGUUACAAAGUUCCUCCAGUACUAAACAAAAGGUGAAAAAGGAAUCUGGGAUGCUGGAAGAUAUACUUCUUAGUCCUGGUCCUUAUCCCAUGAUAGUAUUACCUCCGACUGGUGGUUAUUGGGUUGAUGGUGUCGAGCAUGACUGCCCCAUUGAUUCUCAAGGAAAUCCUAUUAUUCCAAAACAUUGCUGGUCUAAUAAGUUUGAAACAGAUGAAACAGCAAAGCUGUACAGAGAAUUCUUCCUUGGAUAUGAACAUUUAAAUUUUGUAUCGUCUGACGAUAAUUUUGGGCCGGUUGUUAUGUCUAUAAAACAGGAAAUCAUAUCUAACCAAGAGCAUUUAAGGGUUAUAUUAAGGACAAAGGCAGGAAUGAUCCAUGAUCUGGUUCCAACCAGUCUCGCAGGAGACUGUCUGAACCCAGUUCGUGUAGCAAAGCUUCUAAAUGAAGAUAUUUCAACAGAGAAGUUUUUUCCUGUAUUGUUUCCUAAGGCAUCAGAGUUAAUAGUUGCCUAUGAUGAACAUAUUCUAGUCAAUACUUUCAAAUUUGGUGUUAUUUAUCAAAGAUUUGGUCAGACAACAGAAGAAGAAUUAUUUGGAAAUCUUUCUCACAGUCCAUCUAUGGAUGAAUUUUUAGAAAUAUUAGGGGAGAAAGUUAAAUUGAAAGAUUUCAAAGGAUUCCGAGGAGGGUUGGACACUCAUUACGGUCAGACUGGUGAAGAAUCUGUAUAUACUACUUUUCAAAAUUGUGAAAUCAUGUUUCAUGUUUCUACACUCUUACCUUUUACGGAAGGUGAUGUACAACAAUUACAAAGGAAACGUCAUAUUGGAAAUGACAUUGUUGCAAUAGUUUUUCAAGAAUCAAAUACACCAUUCAUGCCUAGUAUGGUAGCAUCUCAUUUCCUGCAUGCGUAUAUAGUUGUUCAAGUUUUAGAUUCGCAAAAUCCGAGAAAAUACAAAGUUUCUAUAGCUGCAAGAGAUGAUGUACCAUUUUUUGGUCCUACGCUACCAAAUCCAGCAGUUUUCACAAAGGGUGCCCAAUUUAGGGAUUUUCUUUUAACAAAACUGAUCAAUGCAGAAAAUGCUUGUUACAAAGCAGAUCGAUUUUCUAAGUUAGAAUGUCGUACACGAGCUUCUUUGCUUCAAUCGCUUCAUGAUAAUUUACGUCAAAAAACUCAGGAGUUUUGUGGUCUUAUAUUGCCCACGGAUAGUAAACCCGAAAUUAAUGGCAGUAGCACAAGAUUCUUUGAUUCUGUACGUAAAGCAUUAAGUGGGAGAAGCAGAAGCCAGUCUGUAGAAUCAAAUUUGGCUAAUGCUACACCAAAGCGCUCAUCAUCAAGCACUAGUAAUAGCAGUUUGACAGGGACGCUCACGGGUGAAACAACACCAACAACAAUGCGAGCACAAAGUAGUAAGAGUUUGUACCAAAGAUCACCCUCACAGAGUUCUGGAAACAGGGAAAACAAUAAUCGAUGUAGUGAUUCCAUAAGUGUAAGUGCAGCUUCCCAAAUUUGGGGAAGAGCAAACAGUACACCAGGGACACCUAUAUCAAGUCCCGAUACUCCACCUCCUCUUCAACCACAUGCUUCAGAAUCUGAUUCCUCUAGUCUAAAUAGUUUGGAAUUGGAACGUGGGUCAUUAUGUCAUGAAGAUUCUGAUGUUAUGUCUGAUUGCUUAUCAUCGGCUGAAGUACUGGCAGCUUUGAAAUAUCAGACUGAAUCUUUGAAGCAAGAAAUAGCAAAAUUGAAGGGUGAUAAAUUGGAUCUCUUAAAACAAAAUGUUGUAUGUCAGAGAGAACUGAAAAAGUUAAAAGAGAAAGAAAUGCGUCUGACGACAGACUUGUCUUUAGCGAGGAGAGAGAUCGCUCGUCUUCACAUUCAACUCGCAGAAUUACAUCCCUGUGUGGAUCCCACAACAGUUUAAUUAAUCCGCAGCUUUUUCGUCAAGCUGUUAGUCCGCUAUUAUUGUGCGCCAUUUUCAUGUCGUUCAUAAACUGUUUUGUUCUCAUUUAAGAUGACAUGAAAUGGUCUCGGAAUUUUUGUGAACAUCGUCUGAAGAUAUACUAAAGGAAGAAUAUUCCUGCCACCAAAUUUUAGUUUUGGUAAUACAAGCACAUUAAUUGUACAAAAAAUUUCUUCAAAGAAUACAAACAAAUUGUUUAUAUAUAUAAUGUAAUUUAAUAAAAUGUCGGCAAAAGACCGCGGUUAACGGCAAGGUUAAUAACUGCCUCGGUAGGUCGAAAAACUUUGAAAUAAAUUUGUACGGUUGCCGAUCAGACCAAAGUUUCGUAUGUAUAGAUAAAAAGAAUAAAAACAAAGUAAAUUCGGCAACCGAGACAAAAUCAUUCAGGGCAAAUUUUUCUUUAUUGGACAAUGGUGAGAUUAUGCCAAAAAAAGUAACAAAAACAAAUGAUGCCUGUUUAUUACAUGAGUAUGCAUACCAAAGUUAUUCAAUGAUAGCAGCUGUUAAAAUUUGUGAAAAAUAGUUUUAUAGUAUAAAUAUAUAAAAAAAAAUGAUAAAAAAAAAGUUGCUGUAUUUGGUGCUUUAGUGUAUGACGUUCUGCACAUCAGAAAUGUUGGUAAACAAACCCGGUUGAUCCUCAACUACAAUCAAUGUUAUUUAUUAAGCAUUUAGAGAAACCGUUUAAUGUAUCAUAACAAAAAAGAAAUCUCUUAGAAUCUAUUUGGUUAUCAGUAAAGAGUACCUGAUAACGAUAUAGAAUAACAAGAGAAAUAAGACAUUCCAAGUGAGAUUGCAUUUUCUGGUGCAAACUUGUUAGUGAUUAAUAAAGCUUGUCUACUAUGUUUAGA
This is a messenger RNA of Centruroides sculpturatus (bark scorpion), 3881 nucleotides long. It is a transcript of the gene RapGAP1, whose product is annotated as rap1 GTPase-activating protein 1-like. NCBI's taxonomy places the organism in Eukaryota, Metazoa, Arthropoda, Arachnida, Scorpiones, Buthidae. The transcript is spliced from 19 exons. The record is from RefSeq and is a predicted model, not a curated record. Gene Ontology annotation, cellular component: cytoplasm. Gene Ontology annotation, molecular function: GTPase activator activity; protein binding. Gene Ontology annotation, biological process: regulation of small GTPase mediated signal transduction; activation of GTPase activity. The coding region runs from base 811 to 2994 and encodes 727 amino acids.